AUGAACGAGGCAGACGUGUUUUUACAAGCUCUGCAAGGUGGUGAUUCAAAUUCAGGAGAUCCGUUUAUGCUGUUUGGCUCUGGUUCUAAUUCGGUCUCUGAAGUUGAUAAGCUUCCCGGAAAUUUCGAAAAUAGUCAGGGUCCAUCGCCGAAGGAUAGAGGACCUUCUAAUCAAUUUGAGCCAAUGUCGCUGACACCUGAAUCGUACCAUUCGUUCUAUGAAGAUCCUAGCAGUGCGAACAUGUCGUUUCAGUUUCAGCAGCAACCUCAACAAUUGCAGCAACCGCAGCAGCAGAAUUUCUCAAGAAAUUCUAUUUUUGAUGUGAACGGUUUUGAAAAACCACAGCAGCAAUCCCAAGGUGACGACGCAUUUGCGCUUGGGAGGCCCAAUAAUGGAUAUGUGAAGUCAGAAUUUUCACCAAAGCUAAGUUCUGGAACAGAUGAUAAUAAGUCAAAUAAUGGCGGUGUUGGCAGUAUUGAUGGUGACGGUGAUGUUGAUGGUGAGUCUGACGAUUUGGUAAAAGAUGAAUUUGGAUUUAAUCUAGAUGAGACACCAUCAACUGAAGAAUUUUCUAAAAUUACUACGAAAAGUGGUAAAGUCAUCAAGAAGAGGAAGGAAAAAACUUCACACAAUGUUAUUGAGAAGAAAUACAGAACGAAUAUUAAUGAUAAAAUCUUCCAACUUCGAGCGAUUGUCCCCGCUUUACGUGUUGCUUAUAAACGUCAUGCUGGUAUUCCUGUUGUUUCUAAGGAUUUAGCUGAUCUAGACGGGUUGCAACCAGCUCGUAAAUUAAACAAGGCCUCCAUCCUUAUGAAAACAAUCGAAUACAUAACGUAUUUGGAAAACAAAUGUGAUAAUUACAUGAAUGAAAAUAAAAUGCUAAAGAAUAAUAUUCCAACACCGCAAAGCACACGCUCACAUUCUUUGCCACAACAACAACAGCAGCAGCAACAACAGCGUCAGCAGCCACAGUCAAGUUCGAGACAAACAGUCGAAUCUGCAAUGGGUGCAGGUUUCGGGCAAUUUGGCUCUCCGAUGUAUAGCACAAUACCAACUUCUUCAUCCGCUGCCAAUGGUAUUAGUACCGACGGUACUGCUACCGCCGCUACUACCACCAGCAGUACUAACGACUUUCAAUCUUCGUCAGAAUUUGAUCCACAAUCUGUGGAGGAAGAUGAUAACAAUAAUGGUGAUUUUACUUCGAAAUUGCUCAUGGGUUGUUUUGGUGUUUCUAUGGGUGCUCAAGCUUUUGGUGGUGACGGUGGUGAAAUGGGAUCGGCAAGAGCCCUAUUCGCUAUGCCAAUUUUCCAUUUUUCACCAAAGACAGGAUUUGUCGUUUCCAAUUCAAACGGUGUGGUUAACCUACAGGCUUCCAUCUUUGCUCUUCUAAAAAUAAUCCUCGUAUUGGCAACAUUUGUUCAUUUGACCAGGUGCUUUUUCUUCUCAAAUUCGAGUAAAUCUAAAAAACAGGAUAUUCAUAAUGACACCAUUUCAACCGUCCCUUAUAAAGAUACAGUAGCGUUUGAUAACGAAGAUCAUUUGAAAGAAACCUUGAAAAAAACACUGGUAUUGAACAAACUGAAAUAUAAACACAAUUCUAUGGAAAGAAUUGAAUCUAAAAUUGCUGGAUGCUUCGCAUUAACUUUAUAUUUCAAAGAUUCUAAAUUGCCAUGGAGUUAUAUGAGUGGGAGAUAUGUGCAGAAUAAAUGGCAAGAAAUUAAGGAUCAAGUGGUCAAAGCUAAUCAAAAGAGUCAAGGUACUUUAAGCUCAGGUUUAGAAUGGGAAAUGAUCACAAAUGUUUCCACUAGUCAAAUGAAUUUGACUUUGAAUAACGAAAAACUUUUAAACCAUCUAUCUUCUACGCGUCACGAAUACGAAUUCAAAGAAUUCCUAUCAUUGAUAAACACAUUCAUUUUAAACGAUACAAAGGAGUCACUUCUAAGAGAAUUUUUAGAUCAAAUUUCAAGCUCUGGAUCAACAAAUAAUGAUACCAGACAACAAAUAGCUAUCAAAUUUUGUGACAACCAUGUUGCUGAAAGUAAAUUGUUGCAGUCAAUGCCAGAGGAUCAUGAAGUAAUCAACUGUUUGAUCAGACCUACUAGAAGUGCAUGCGAAAAACUAUUGAAACUGGUAAAGAUAAAUAACGAAUCGCCUUCAGAACAUUCUUUGGAAGAGCAGUUAGUUCUUUACAGUUCAGUAAUGAGAUAUUUUAUCGCCAAUGAGAAAUUCUCACAAUGCACUACAUGGUUACAAAAUAAACCAUUGCACCAUUUAAACCAGCUGGAUUCCAAAGAAUUAUCUUUUGUAAGUUUCACAGCAUUGUUUUUGAUGGUUAAUGAUAUUAUGCAGAAUUUGGAUUUUUUCAAAGGAGAACUUACCGUUUUGGAAUCACUGUAUAAGGAAUUGCGAAUCUGGUUAGGACGUGAAAGCGGUAACGCUCUUGGAUUUGAGGUUAGAUCAAGAUUGAUUGAUUAUUGUAUAGACCAAGCUUUGGUCUGUGGGUCGCUGGCGAACGAAGAUAUGAGUGAUGGAAGUACGGAUUUAGAGUUUGACGUUUCAGAAGAUGAACAAGAACAACCAGGGGAAAUAAAUCACGUGAAUGAAGAGGUAGUGUGUUAA
Messenger RNA from Zygosaccharomyces rouxii, 2619 nucleotides. RefSeq names its product Hms1p (gene HMS1). The transcript has a single exon. Lineage: Eukaryota; Fungi; Ascomycota; Saccharomycetes; Saccharomycetales; Saccharomycetaceae. Gene Ontology annotation, molecular function: protein dimerization activity. The record is from RefSeq and is a predicted model, not a curated record. Bases 1 to 2619 code for a protein of 872 amino acids.